CCACCGCAGCGCCGGGGCCAUAAACCGCCCGGCUGGCGCGGCCGAGCCCCAGCAGGAAGGGCAGGAGGCAGAGGCGCCGAGGGCAUGGUGGCCGGUCCCCUGCCCCGAGCCGGCAGCGUGCCACGGCUGCCGCCACCGCCAUGGCGAGCAGGAGCCUGGCCCCGGGCCUAGGGCUGGCGCCAUCACCCACGGCGGCUCUCUCACGCCUGCUGGCCUCCCCCAUGCCCAGCACCGGGGUCAACUUGACCUACUUCCCCUUCUUCCCCUUCUUCUCGGACGUGGGGGGCCAGCACAGGCCAGGCCUGCGUGCCGCCGAGUCCGCCACGUUGGCCUCCAUCUUCCUGCUGGCGCUGGUGGGCAACGUGUGGGGCAUCUGCCUGCUGGCGCGGCGGCGGCACCGGCUCUGCGCCGCCAACUGCCUCGUGCUCAACCUCUUCUGCGCCGACCUGCUCUUCAUCAGCACCAUCCCCAUCAUCACCGUGGUGCGCUGGACCGGCUCCUGGGUGCUGGGCGACGCCGUCUGCCACAUGCUCUUCUACGUGGUGAGCCUGAGCGGCACCGUCAUCAUCCUCUCGCUGGGCGCCGUCAGCCUGGAGCGCAUGGCCAGCAUCGUGCGGCUGCGGCAGCGCGCUGCGUGCCGCCGCAAGGCGCUGGCCGCCGCCCUCCUCCUCCUCUGGGGCUUCUCCGCCCUCGCCACCCUCCCGCUCUGCCUCUUCUUCACCGUGGUGCCGCUGCCCGUCAGCAGCGGCGAGGAGGUUCAGAUUUGCACCUUGCUUUGGCCCAACAUUGAAGGAGAGAUAGUUUGGGAUGUGGCCUUCACAAUUGUUGUCUUUUUGAUACCAGGAUUAAUCGUUGUCAUCAGUUAUUCCAAAAUUCUACAGAUUACAAAAGCUUCAAGAAGGAGUUUAAAUGCUGGCUUAGCCUACUCAGAAAAUCAUCAAAUUCGUGUUUCCCAGCAAGAUUACAAACUAUUUCGAGCCCUCUUUAUAUUGAUGAUCUCUUUCUUCAUCAUGUGGAGCCCAAUUAUAAUCACUAUUCUUUUAAUUUUAGUCCAGAACUACAAACAAGAUUUUCCUAUUUUGCCAUCAGUGUUUUUCUGGAUAACGUCAUUCACUUUUGCCAACUCUGCUGUCAAUCCAAUUUUGUAUAAUUUUGCCCAUUUCAGACGCAAAUGUCGGGAAAUUCUUCUCCGCUGUACAGGGAGCUCUGUAAGAAAUGAAGCUGGCACAGAAACCACUGUGAGAAGAAAUAACUGUGAACAACCUAAUUUGUCUUUCAUUUCCAGGUAAUUAGUCUGACCCAUGCCACGCUUUGGAUGUUAAUCUCUAUACUAUCCCAGUCUGAACAGGUCACUAUUUUAUAGUAUUACAUGCUAAAGAAGGCACACAGGAAAACAAAGAAACAAACAAACAAAAAAAAACAGAUAAAGCUGUAUUUCUAAUU
This is a messenger RNA of Dromaius novaehollandiae (emu), 1443 nucleotides long. It is a transcript of the gene FFAR4, whose product is annotated as free fatty acid receptor 4. Gene Ontology annotation, molecular function: G protein-coupled receptor activity; peptide binding; fatty acid binding. Gene Ontology annotation, biological process: cellular response to hormone stimulus; hormone secretion; G protein-coupled receptor signaling pathway. Gene Ontology annotation, cellular component: plasma membrane. The record is from RefSeq and is a predicted model, not a curated record. Bases 141 to 1289 code for a protein of 382 amino acids. Lineage: Eukaryota; Metazoa; Chordata; Aves; Casuariiformes; Dromaiidae. The transcript has 3 exons.